AUGGCUUCGACCAGACGGAUCAGAAUCGUCUGCAUAUCUGAUACUCAUAACCAGACUCCUAAACUUCCACCCGGAGACAUACUGAUCCACGCAGGAGAUUUCUCUAACCAAGGUACUUUCUCGGAGCUACAGAAAACCGUCAAAUGGCUUCGGCAGGCACAGUUUCGUGUCAAAAUUCUCGUCUGUGGCAAUCACGAUGUCACUUGUGAUAUUCCAUUCUAUGAGCAGCAUGGUGGGAGGUUUCACAACAAGAAAAUCGAAGACCCUCAGCGUUGUAUCGAUCUAUUUCGCACUGAACCCACCUUUGUUUAUCUCAACCAUGAGGCUAAACUGGUCCGCCUCGACUUCGACGACAACACUUACACUGUACUGAAGGUAUUCGGGUCUCCAUACUCCCCAGCUAGGGGUUUUUGGGCUUUUGGCUAUGCUCCAGAAAAGGCCACCGAGCUAUGGAACCAGGUCCCUUUGGAUUCAGAUCUCAUCAUCGCCCAUACUCCAGCAAAAGGUCACCGUGACCGGUGUAGUGCCCGUGGCACUGCAGGUUGCAAGGUUUUACAACAAGUACUCGGACGAGUUCGACCAAAACUCUUCGUAUGUGGACAUAUACAUGAAGGACAUGGUGUUGAGAUUGUCACAUGGGACACAUCGAGUCUUGGUAGAGGAUGCGGAGAAAGUGAUAUUCGGCAGUAUGAAGACCAGGCGCCCGACAGUAAGAAGCUAUUCACUGUCGACUUGUCCUCGAGAUCACGUGGGUCCGCAUUGCAGAACGAUGGCAGCAUCGAUCAUAUCACGUGCCUUGUUGGUCAGACUGUGCAGGAGGUGACACCUGUUGACGGCGAAGAGACGAUUGCGUUAGAUGCUUCCGGGUCGAACAGAACAGCCUCCGUUAUGGACCUCAUUUCAGAUUUCGAAAAGAAAGAAACACGUUCUGGUAGGCUUCAGACUUGUGUUGUCAACGCCGCUUAUAUGGGGAAGAAUUGGCCACACAAAGACGGCAAGACCUUUCACAAGCCCAUCGUGAUCGACCUUGAUGUUCCCAUCCUAACGAACGCGACUAUCGAAGAAACUUCAGGUUGA
Molecule: messenger RNA, 1077 nt
Organism: Exophiala bonariae
Lineage: Eukaryota; Fungi; Ascomycota; Eurotiomycetes; Chaetothyriales; Herpotrichiellaceae
Exons: 1
Coding region: 1-1077 (358 amino acids)
Molecular function (GO): hydrolase activity
Source: RefSeq, a predicted model, not a curated record